Molecule: messenger RNA, 681 nt
Organism: Rhizopus microsporus ATCC 52813
Lineage: Eukaryota; Fungi; Mucoromycota; Mucoromycetes; Mucorales; Rhizopodaceae
Exons: 4
Coding region: 1-681 (226 amino acids)
Cellular component (GO): cytoplasm
Source: RefSeq, a predicted model, not a curated record
AUGGGUGGACUUUAUUCAAAACUCAAAGAUUAUUAUUCAACUACAGUAGAUUAUGGAUAUCUAAAGCCACAAGGAAUAUAUCGACAUAAUGAUUGCGAUAUGAAGAUUGUUAAACAAUUGAUUCGUAAAGGAAGACUAGCACCCUUUUAUAGAGGUACAACAGAUAUCUAUUCAACCAAAAAGAUUUCAUUCGAAACUGAAUGUCCCAUUUGUUUUCUGUUUUAUCCUUCAAAUAUCAAUAAAACAAGAUGCUGCCAUAAAUCCAUUUGCACCGAAUGCUUUCUACAAUUCAAAAGGUCUUCUUCUUCACCAUUAAUACCUGCUGUCUGUCCAUUUUGUGUACAACCUAAUCUGGGUGUUGUCUAUUUGCCUCCCCCAUGGAGACAGAAAUUAAAGCAAUCAAGGCCUGAUUUAUAUACGACAAAAAAAAUUGAGCCUGAUGAUCCCAGCGUCAUCUAUGUGGACACCAUUAGACCCAAAUGGGAAGAAAUGCUUGAUGAUGCUUCUUCUUCUGCUGUGGGCUCAACACGUCGACGAAGAGUGCCCUUGACAAAUGAGAUAAGAAGAAGAAGAAGAACAGAUUAUGAUGAGACAAUAUAUGAUACAUCAGCUGAAUUAGAUCUUGAAGAUGUAUUGGUUAUGGAAGCUAUCAGACUAUCACUUACUCAUAAUACCAAUUAA